Messenger RNA from Brienomyrus brachyistius, 825 nucleotides. RefSeq names its product mitochondrial ribosomal protein L32 (gene mrpl32). The record is from RefSeq and is a predicted model, not a curated record. The transcript has 3 exons. NCBI's taxonomy places the organism in Eukaryota, Metazoa, Chordata, Actinopteri, Osteoglossiformes, Mormyridae. Gene Ontology annotation, biological process: translation. Gene Ontology annotation, cellular component: mitochondrial large ribosomal subunit. Gene Ontology annotation, molecular function: structural constituent of ribosome. Bases 153 to 683 code for a protein of 176 amino acids.
ACCGCUAACGUUCCUCAGUAAACUACAAUUCCCUGCAUUUCUUGGGGAGUUUCCCCAUGAGCCAUUUCGCUCACCGUCGCAGUUCGCUGACAUUGGUGACCGUGAUCUCUGCUUACCAUUUAUAUCGUAUCUAGCCGAAUUAUACUGUAAAUAUGAAAAUAUCAAGUUUUAUUGGUUUCCUGCAACGUUCACUGAUGCAUCUGGAAUAUAGAAUUGUGCAGGCUGCAAGCCUUGAUAGGCAAUUAGCUCCAGCUGUGGCUGUGCAGGGACCCGGCCUCCUGAAACUGCCCCAGUCUGAGAGUGCAGAGUGGGGCCAGAGCACUUUGCUGGACAGCAUACUGUGGAUGGCGGCCCCCAAGAAAAGACGCACUAUAGAGGUCAACCGGUGCCGAAGACGAAACGAACACAAACUUAUUCCCGUUAAGAACAACAUAGUUCCCUGUCCAGAGUGUGGACACCUGAAGCAGAAGCACAUCCUGUGUGGAUUCUGCUACGAGAGAGUCCGCCGGGAAACGGCUCUGAUCCGAGGACAGAUCCAAGCCAUGGAGGGGGGGCCGCUGAAGAACCCAGCGGUGGAGACCGUGGUUCUGUACGAAAGCGAGAAUCCAGGAGAAGCCGAUGGGGCAAAGCGCACCGUCGAGACGAAACGGAAGCGGCCGACCUGGUUUAACCUGACGUCAUGAUCCGCUUGUGUUUUGGACCUUAUGGUUCAGCUGUAUGUUGACUUUUGACAACAUAAAAUAAUGUUUUAUCUAAGCCGUCGUGAAAGGAAAUCUGCACCAAUGUUAUACUUCCCAUGAAAAUAAAUACAAUAUUUAUCAACAA